ACCAAGAGCUUUUAAAUGAAAAGGCCGAUAGCGAUCAGAAACGCAUAGCGGCGGAGGUGAAGCUCGCUGCUAUUACUCUGGAGAUGAAGGAGAAACACGAAGACUUACAAGAUGGACAAGAUCAGCACGCGAUUCGUGUCAGUGUCAAAGAGCGAGUGAUUCAAGAGACGUCAAAGGAAAUCGAAGACAAAACAGCGACCCUGAAGAAGCGUGAAGAGGAACUCGGAACCAGGACACUCAAGACUAGACGAAACUUUCCCGUCGUGGGACCUAAUGCGGACGUUUACGAUGCCAUUUAGUCUUUAGGUGACUGGAUGGAAGAUGGUAUGCACCAUUUCAACAAUCUGGCAGCCGGCAAGAAUAGACUAGAGCAAGCAGUUAAACGAUGGGAAGCGAAGUACUGCGAACCCACUAUCAAGAUUAUCAAAUUGCAAGCACACGUUCACGCGGAAAAGGAAAAGUAUCUUAAAGAAUACUUCAGGCAGAUGUGGGUGCUCAACGAGUUUGCGGAAAAAUUGAAACAGUCAGCUGCUAGACACGUAACAAUUGCACAGGCUCUGAGAGACGAACGUGCUGUCUUCGAUGAAGAGCAAGAGAAGUGGCGUAUGCAAAAGGCUCAGAUAUCAGAAGGUACUGAGCUCGAAGCUUUGCGAGAGCUGUGGCUUUCUACUCGAGGGGAGAGGGUAAAGGCUGAAGUAAAAAAGCAAACCGAAAUUGAAGUCCGGAGGACAAUGGAGCCCCAUAUCUGUGCCGAGUGUGCCAAAGCACAAGAAGAGGGUUGCAAAGCAGGCUAUGUGGCAGGAAUAUAUGAUGGUGUAAAAAAGGGUCACCUCGAAGGUCAAGUGUAUGCUGCAACUAUAUGGAAAGAGAGGGUCACGUCUGCUGAGAAAGUGUUAUGGAACAAUAGCUAUACCGCUGGUCGAGCUCAAGGUCACGCUGAUGGCAGAAGAGAAGGUUAUAACGUUGGUAUGUCCGAUGGUUGGCAGGUGGGAUUGGCAGCCGGCAAGGGAGAAGGAGCCAGAGAAGGUGGCGAAACAAAUGAGCAGAGUUAUGAGAGGGGCCGGGGUGAAGGACACUCUCAGGGCCACUACGAGGGUUACGCUAAAGGCUUCGCUCAAGGUCUUGAUGCAGUUGGACAGGAAGAAGGCGGUACCGCCUGAGAUUAUUGGCCCUGCAUGGCUAAGUCUGGAUCAUAAUCCAUUCGGGAAGUAAAAUGUCACAU
Molecule: messenger RNA, 1222 nt
Organism: Alternaria alternata
Lineage: Eukaryota; Fungi; Ascomycota; Dothideomycetes; Pleosporales; Pleosporaceae
Exons: 1
Coding region: 315-1160 (281 amino acids)
Source: RefSeq, a predicted model, not a curated record